UUAUCCUCUUGUCAUGCAGACUUCGUCAGCUGUGUGCUGCUGCUGACCCUGAAUUGGCGCACAUCCACCGGAAUCCCGGUCCCCGCUCCGACCCAAGAAAAUCGCGAAGAGUGCUCGUCGCUCCUUAAGAACCUCGUGAAGGAUUUGCCUGAGCUUCUCAACAACAGCGUUUUGUGUUUUGGCAUAACAUCCGAUAAAGUGGAUCUGUUGAGCAAUGAGACCGUGCUGGCAUGCGCACCCAAUGAGAAUUCAAGUUGCAUGAUGCAAAGAACUUCCUCCUUCAGUGAGAGUGACUGUCUGAGGAACAUCAUGAGGGACUUCGCCUACUAUGAUGCUGCUAUUCAGUCCUACCUCAAGACCCCGCUCAGAAGUCCCAAGGAAGAAACUGAACUUCUGAAACCAACUCUGGAGACAAUACAGAGCCUGAGGAAGUGUUCCCCGAAGCCGAAUGAAGAGAGCGAGUCUUCAGAGGAGGAGGUUGACCAGAACUGGGGCGAAGACUCCUUCGGUAACCGGCACAGGAUGUGUAAGAUAAUGAGAGGCUUCCAUGUCCGCACCAUCACCAUCAACCGAGCCAUGGGCUACAUCUACUCUGGAGACUACAGGAAGUAGACAUCCUGCUGCAUCAUCAUCAUCAUCAUCAUCAUCAUCAUCCUCCUUCCAAUCAAAUCACAAUAUCUCCAUUCCUUUAGUUUAUCCCAAGUGAACAAGCUGACCACACAAUUCAGUACCGCUGCUUCCAACUAACAACCAAGUGCUUCACACCUCGCACAACUGUUCAGACCUGUGGGACAGUGAAAUUAUUGCUAAUGUUAGCAUAAGAGGCCAUGUUGGCCGAUGUAAGUGUGUAAUGUAUUCCAAUAUUUGGGGGAAUGUAUUUAUUUAUUUAAGAUCUAUUUAUUGCAUUUAUUUAUUUAUUUAUUUAUUUGGCCUGUAAAAUUAUUUAUUGUUAUUUAUAAUAAAGUCUUUCUCAUAUCAAGUGCCGGAGUUGAAGUGAUUAUUGAAUGAAGCCGACGACAUUUAAUAACAGACUUAAAAGGAAAAUCAGGAGAGACACUGUUUCGUUUUAUUCAGUCCCCAUCUCUUUUUAUUUCGGAAGCUUUUGGAGAGAUUCUGACCUGAUAGAAACAAGUGGAAACGAGCGCUAGGACGGAGAGUUGGUGGUGAACGCUAUGAGGGAGCAUCUUCUCUGAAUGUAAACAUUACUACAUAACAUCGGCUGAUUCAGCCUUCUGCCACUUUUCUCAAAUAGUGUUGAGAUUUUCCCCAGGCGGUUUACAGUGUAGUUUGAUGUUUCUAGUAUCUAUGUCAGUGAUACAAGACCUGAAAAACUUACGG
Mugil cephalus (flathead mullet) is the source of this 1338-nucleotide messenger RNA. It is a transcript of the gene il12a, whose product is annotated as interleukin 12a. Gene Ontology annotation, molecular function: interleukin-12 receptor binding; growth factor activity. Gene Ontology annotation, cellular component: extracellular region. Gene Ontology annotation, biological process: immune response. The transcript has 6 exons. The annotation marks the transcript as partial. The record is from RefSeq and is a predicted model, not a curated record. Lineage: Eukaryota; Metazoa; Chordata; Actinopteri; Mugiliformes; Mugilidae.